Molecule: messenger RNA, 1034 nt
Organism: Lolium rigidum
Lineage: Eukaryota; Viridiplantae; Streptophyta; Magnoliopsida; Poales; Poaceae
Exons: 2
Coding region: 1-897 (298 amino acids)
Source: RefSeq, a predicted model, not a curated record
AUGGUGCCUAAGGAUGGCAAUUUUACCCACGGGUACGGGUACCGCGGCACUGCGUACUCAUAUGGGCAGGCUUUGGGCAAGUCUCCGUUUGAGGUCUUGUAUGGCCAAUCUCCUCGACAACUGGGUAUUACAUCUGAUAGUACUUGCACAGUUCCUGAUCGGGAAGCAUGGUUAGCUGAAAGACAAUUGAUGCAAGAAUUGCUUCGUCAACAUUUGGAGCGUGUUCGUCUUCGAAUGAAGCACCAGACUGAUAAGAACAGAACUGAGAGAAUCUUCUCGGUGGGUGAGGCAGUUUACUUAAAAUUGCAACCAUAUGUUCAGUCAUCCGAAGCGCCCAGGGCACAUCACAAGCUGCUAUUCAAGUAUUAUGGUCCGUAUCUGGUUUUGGAGCGUGUGGGUGAAGUGGCUUAUCGUCUGGACCUGCCGUCGACAAGUCGCAUUCAUCCUGUGAUCCAUGUCUCACAGCUCAAGAAAGCUGUCGGCGCUAAUGUUCAGGUACAAGCUGCACUUCCUUCUCCAUUGGAUAUACUGCAUGUUCCUACUCGUAUUCUUCAGCGACGUCUCCGACAACAAGGUCGAGUGGCUGUCAGUCAAACCUUGGUCCAGUGGUCAGGACAGCCAGAAUCACUGGCCACCUGGGAGGAUAUGGAUGAGCUGAAGCAGCGAUUCCCGCGUUCACCGGCUUGGGGACAAGCCGGAUUUCAAGGGGAGGCAAAUGUUAGCAACGUGUACCUGCCAACAGGGAUCAAUCUGCAGCAGCUAUGCGUGAACGCCGUGAUCGACAGGAGAGCACUCGCUAUCCGUCAAGUACGUGGGCCCGCAAGUGAGCUGGCGGCCUGGGAUUGGAGGACUCUACAAGUAUUGCGUCGACAGGAAGAAUCGGUGGCGAAUAGUUGACGGCUUCGGCCAAGCCUUAGCUCUCUCUCUCUCUCUGCUCUCCCGGCCCUGGCCUGUAAUUGAUUUGCUAUUCCUUCCCCAAAUUCGACUGUAAUAGAGAUACUAGAUACAAUCCUGGAGUAAUCUGAGAGAGAACC